AUGAAACUACCAGCCAUCUUUAUAGCUUCCACACCUGUGUGUAUUCCUCAUGACACACCUCCUGUCCGGCAGAGUCGCUGCCUGGUGGUCACUCCCAUGACAUUCCCCGUCAUCUCAGAUUCUGCCCAGGUGUGGCCAAGCAAUCAGAGUAUUCCAAGACUGAAUCCUUUACAUCCACCUUUGGUCCAUAAACGCACCGUCAGUCUGGAGACACCAGCUGUUCAACACCACAACCACCAGAGGACAAUCAUCAUGCAGAGAAGAGAACAUUACAGGUAUCAUCAAGUAUGGCAAAAACCCUUUUAUGGAAGCAGCAGUGAAAGAGAAGAAUACAGGAAGGAGCUGCGAGAGCAGUUAAAGAGGCAGAUAGAGGAGAAAUGUGUAGCACUGAAGUUGCAGCUGGCAAUAAAAGUGAAGGAAGCAGAGUAUAUACGUGAAGUGGACCGCCUUGCCCUGUCCAGUGAAAGAGAGCAAAGGAUCCAGCACAGGAAAGCAAUGACAGCAUACAGAGAUGAGAACAAGAGGCUAAUGGAGCAGAGCUGGAGGGACAGAGCACUAACACACUCCCAGGAGGUCCUGAAGGAGAGAGAGCUGCUGCGCCUCAACCCAAUUAACUGGAGUGGGACACUGAAAUAGGUUGAACCUCAACAUCCGGAGUCAAAACUUCAGGCCUUGCUGUGGCACUUGGGCAUGCAUGAGUGUUAGGUGAAUAUGAGACACGCAUACUGUGUAUAUAGCACAUGUAAUUAGUGCUGUGAUAGCCACUGACGGAACUGAAGAGGGAUAUUUCUACGGUUAUAUAAUCUGAAUAUGUCAGAAUGCAGAUGUAUUUCCAAUCCUACUUAAUAAAGGUUAUCUUACAGUACAGUAAA
Molecule: messenger RNA, 872 nt
Organism: Xiphias gladius (swordfish)
Lineage: Eukaryota; Metazoa; Chordata; Actinopteri; Istiophoriformes; Xiphiidae
Exons: 6
Coding region: 1-636 (211 amino acids)
Source: RefSeq, a predicted model, not a curated record